This is a messenger RNA of Dentiscutata erythropus, 192 nucleotides long. NCBI's taxonomy places the organism in Eukaryota, Fungi, Glomeromycota, Glomeromycetes, Diversisporales, Gigasporaceae. The record is from the annotation of a GenBank genome assembly.
AUGCUAGUUUUAACAAGCUGGGCUACUAGUAGAUUCUGGCUUGUAGGAAUUUCAGGUAUACUUUCAGAACUGUCCAGUUUAGCAACUUUAAUACUACUUGCAAUUAGCUAUAAAGGAAAAAAAGAUAUACGAGCAAUGAAAAUUUCAAGAGCAUACUUCCCAACACUACUAGAUCAUGAUAGAUCAUUGUGA